Molecule: messenger RNA, 4491 nt
Organism: Malurus melanocephalus (red-backed fairy wren)
Lineage: Eukaryota; Metazoa; Chordata; Aves; Passeriformes; Maluridae
Gene: DAAM1
Product: dishevelled associated activator of morphogenesis 1
Exons: 26
Coding region: 225-3434 (1069 amino acids)
Biological process (GO): actin nucleation; actin cytoskeleton organization
Cellular component (GO): actin filament; stress fiber
Molecular function (GO): small GTPase binding; microtubule binding; actin binding
Source: RefSeq, a predicted model, not a curated record
GCCCUCCGCCCCGGCAGGAACGGCGGCCGGACCGCGGGGAGCGAGCCCUCCGCCCCGGCAGGAACGGCGGCCGUGCUGCGGGUUACCGAAGGGCGUAUUUAUCUUCCAGAGGGCUGCCUAAGUGUCGCUUAAUCAUUAAAUCAUCUGAUUUCCUCCAAGUUACCUGUCAUGAGGCUUAUGUAAGAUCUAGUGCCCAGGAGGGAGGGACGCCCAGGAUUGUGGCCAUGGCCCCGAGGAAGAGGAGCGGCCGGGGGAUCUCCUUCAUCUUCUGCUGCUUCCGCAGCAGCGACCACCCCGAGAUCACGUACCGGCUGCGCAAUGACAGCAACUUCGCCCUGCAGACCAUGGAGCCCUCGCUGCCCAUGCCGCCGGUGGAGGAGCUGGAUGGCAUGUUCACCGAGCUGGUGGAUGAACUUGACCUCACGGACAAGCACAGAGAGGCCAUGUUUGCGCUGCCAGCGGAGAAGAAGUGGCAGAUCUACUGCAGCAAGAAAAAAGACCAGGAAGAAAAUAAAGGAGCCACCAGCUGGCCAGAGUUCUACAUUGAUCAGCUGAAUUCCAUGGCUGCUAGAAAAUCGCUGAUUGCUUUGGAGAAAGAAGAUGAGGAGGAGAGGAACAAAACAAUCGAAAGUCUGAAGACUGCGCUGCGGACGAAACCAAUGAGGUUCGUGACCCGGUUCAUCGACCUGGACGGAUUAUCGUGUAUCCUCAACUUCCUCAAAAGCAUGGACUAUGAGACAGCAGAGUCUCGAAUACAUACCUCGCUCAUUGGAUGUAUAAAAGCACUAAUGAACAACUCCCUGGGCCGGGCCCACGUCCUGGCCCACUUGGAGAGCAUUAAUGUAAUCGCUCAGAGUCUGAGCACCGAGAAUAUUAAGACAAAGGUGGCAGUGCUGGAAAUCAUGGGCGCCGUGUGCCUGGUUCCCGGGGGCCACAAAAAGGUACUGGAGGCCAUGCUGCACUACCAGAAAUAYGCCAGUGAAAGGACUCGUUUUCAGACGCUGAUCAAUGACUUGGACAAGAGCACGGGCCGGUACCGGGAUGAAGUGAGCCUCAAGACAGCCAUCAUGUCCUUCAUCAACGCUGUCCUGAGUCAGGGGGCAGGCGUGGAAAGCCUGGAUUUCAGACUCCAUCUGAGRUACGAAUUCCUCAUGCUCGGGAUCCAGCCAGUCAUCGACAAACUGAGACAGCAUGAAAAUUCAACCCUUGACCGGCACUUAGAUUUCUUUGAAAUGCUCAGAAACGAAGAUGAACUGGAGUUUGCCAAAAGAUUUGAGCUGGUGCACAUCGACACCAAAAGCGCCACUCAGAUGUUUGAGCUGACGAGGAAGAGGCUGACGCACAGCGAGGCGUACCCGCACUUUAUGUCCAUCCUGCACCACUGUCUCCAGAUGCCUUAUAAAAGAAGCGGCAACACUGUCCAGUACUGGCUGCUGCUCGACAGGAUCGUGCAGCAGAUCGUCAUCCAGAGUGACAAAGGGCAGGACCCCGACGCCACUCCCCUGGAAAACUUCAACAUUAAAAAUGUUGUGAGAAUGUUAGUCAAUGAAAAUGAAGUGAAACAGUGGAAAGAACAAGCAGAGAAAAUGAGAAAAGAGCACACAGAGCUUCAGCAGAAGCUGGAGAAGAAGGAGCGGGAGUGUGACGCCAAGGCCCAGGAGAAGGAGGAGAUGAUGCAGACGCUGAACAAGAUGAAGGAGAAGCUGGAGAAGGAGUCCAGUGAGCACAARCAGGUCAAGCAGCAAGUGGCAGAUCUCACAGCACAGCUCCAUGAGAUGAGCAGGAGGGCCAUCUGUGCUGCCAGCCCUGGAGGACCUCCCAUGCCACCAGGAGCCCCUGGUGGCCCUUCACCUUGUCCAACUCCCGGAUCUCUUCUUCCCCCUCCUCCACCCCCACCACUCCCUGGGGUCUGUCCCCCACCGCCUCCCCCACCCCCUCCUCCAGGUGGUCCCCCGCCUCCCCCUGGCCCCCCACCCCUGGGUGGGAUGAUGCCUCCCCUUGGAGCACCUCUGGGCAUGACCUUCAAGAAGAAGAGCAUCCCUCAGCCAACAAACGCCCUCAAAUCCUUCAACUGGUCCAAGCUUCCAGAGAACAAGCUGGCAGGCACCGUGUGGACCAGCAUAGAUGACUCAAAAGUGUUCAAAAUCCUGGACCUCGAAGACCUGGAGAGGACGUUCUCCGCCUACCAAAGACAGCAGAAGGAAGAUGCCAUCGACGACACGUUGAGCUCCCGGCACAAAGUCAAGGAGCUUUCAGUCAUAGACGGCCGGAGAGCUCAGAAUUGCAAUAUCCUCCUCUCCAGGCUGAAACUCUCGAAUGAGGAGAUCAAACGAGCGAUUUUGACAAUGGAUGAGCAGGAGGACCUCCCAAAAGACAUGCUGGAACAGCUCUUGAAGUUUGUUCCUGAAAAGGGUGACAUUGACCUGCUGGAAGARCACAAGCACGAGCUGGACCGCAUGGCCAAGGCUGACCGGUUCCUCUUCGAAAUGAGCAGGAUAAACCAUUAUCAGCAGAGGCUGCAGUCCCUCUACUUCAAGAAGAAGUUUGCAGAGAGAGUUGCAGAGGUCAAACCCAAGGUGGAAGCCAUCCGUGCUGGCUCCAAGGCYGUGCUGCAGAGCAGCAGCCUCCAGCAGCUCCUGGAGGUGGUGCUGGCUUUUGGGAACUACAUGAACAAGGGCCAGAGGGGCAACGCCUUUGGCUUCAAGAUCUCCAGCCUCAACAAGAUCGCUGACACCAAGUCCAGCAUUGACAAGAACAUCACCCUGCUGCACUAUCUCAUCACUGUUGUGGAGAAGAAAUAUCCCAAAGUCCUCCGCCUGCAUGAGGAGCUGCGAGACAUCCCGCAGGCAGCCAAAGUCAACAUGACAGAGCUGGAGAAAGAAAUAAACACUCUGAGAAGCGGCCUGAGAGCAGUGGAGACUGAGCUGGACUUCCAGAAGUCUCAGGUUCAGAGGGCAGGUGACAAGUUUGUGUCUGUCGUCAGCCAGUUCAUCACGUUGGCCAGCUUCAGCUUCUCGGACGUUGAAGAUCUCCUGAUGGAAGCAAAAGAGCUGUUUUCCAAGGCRGUGAAGCACUUUGGAGAAGAUACAGACAAAAUGCAGCCUGAUGAAUUCUUCGGCAUCUUUGACCAGUUCCUUCAAGCYGUGACCGAGGCCAAGCAGGAGAAUGAGAACAUGAGGAAGAGGAAGGAGGAGGAGGAGCGCCGGGCACGCAUGGAGGCACAGCUGAAGGAGCAGCGGGAGCGCGAGCGCAAGGCGAGGAAGGCGAAGGAGACCGGGGAGGAGAGCGGCGAGUUCGAUGACCUGGUGUCCGCCCUGCGCUCGGGCGAAGUCUUYGACAAGGACCUGACCAAGCUGAAGCGCAACCGCAAGCGCAUCACCAACCAGCUGGCGGAGAGCGGCCGCGAGAGGCCCGUCACCAAGCUCAACUUCUGAGAGACAAACUGACAGCAAAACCCAGCAAAAGACACGCGGGUCAGUCUUUCUCAAGUGGCUGUGGUUGGUUGUUUUUUUUUUGUUUCCAUGACACUGCCUUGCGAUUCGAAGCUGAACAGUGGCGCGCUCUUUGUCCCUGCGGGCGAGUGUGCGUGUGUGUAUAUACUGUGUAUAUAGUCGGGUCGGGGGUGUGGAGGGAGGUGCGUGGGCAGCUCGCCGUGGUGAGUGCCAGCACUGCCCCCUCCCCACUCCAAAAAGUAGUUCUCCCCAUGCACAAGCACAAUGCCACGUCCGUGGAGCAAGAGAGGACCCAACCCCGAGCCGCCGGCCGUCCCUGUGGCCCCGAAGCCAGCGGGAAGCUGCCUCCUGCUGCUCUCCUGCUCAGAACCCCCCGGGCCAUUUGCAGGGGACACCUGGCACAAAAGCCGAGUGGUUUAAAGAAGAAAAGAAAAAGAAAGCAAAGUUGACUGAACUUUAUUCCAUUGUUUGUUUGUUUGUUUGUUUUCUCUCAUUGUUGUGAUURUUCUGAGAAACUCACAGAUCUGUGCGUUGGCGCUGGAUCCCGAGCUCRGCGCCACGGGCGCUCAUGGUGAUGCUCUUUCCGUCAUCCUUGGGAAACGCUCUUUUUCCUCCUGCUGCCACCUUGCUAAAGGAUAAACUUGACCCCAAAGUGCUUCUUGCUGUAAUGCCACACUGAUGUAUUUAUACUUUUGCAAUGUUUUCUGGCCCAAGACGGUGGGAAAGGUUCRGUUCUCGGAGGAGACGAAGAGCAUAAACUUUCGCGUUGUAACUUUUGUUCUUGCUUUCUGUUCAAUGGGACAAACUGUAUCCUCUGUCGAGGUGGGUCAGGACCAAAGGUCUCUGAAAUACAAAGGGGUUGGGGUAAAACCCARCAGCUUUCACCCACCUUCUUUUCCUUUUUCUUUCUCAGACACACAGAAGCAGCGAUGCCAAGAAACACUUGUCUCUUAGCCAGGUCCUUUUUUUGACUGGUUUGAUGUUCAUUGUCAUUGCGAAUUUGUAAGCAGAACUACCUGUCAAAUGUCAGUCCAAAAAA